Oncorhynchus kisutch (coho salmon) is the source of this 438-nucleotide messenger RNA. Its product is annotated as histone H1.5-like. The transcript has 3 exons. Bases 1 to 438 code for a protein of 145 amino acids. NCBI's taxonomy places the organism in Eukaryota, Metazoa, Chordata, Actinopteri, Salmoniformes, Salmonidae. Gene Ontology annotation, molecular function: DNA binding. Gene Ontology annotation, cellular component: nucleosome. The record is from RefSeq and is a predicted model, not a curated record. Gene Ontology annotation, biological process: nucleosome assembly.
AUGUGGAUGCUAACGUUACCUGGGAACGGGGCCACGACCCCAGCUCGUCUCUUCAAAUACCAGGCAGAGGCUGCAUCUGCACCCAAAACCAACAAUGCAAGGCAUGUGACUACCCGGGUCUCCCAGCUCAUCCUUCGGGUAGUCUCCCAGUGCAAGCACCGGGGUGGCAUCUCCAUGGUGGACCUCAAGCAUGCCCUGGCUGCUGGUGGCUAUGAUGUCACCAAGAACAAUACCCGUGUGAACUUAGCUGUGAAAGGCCUGGUGAGGAAGGAGACACUGGUGCAGACUACUGGAUUUGGUGCAUCUGGGUCAUUUAAACUCAAGAAACUGACGUAUGAGAAGAGAAUUAAGACAAGAGCCAUGAGAGACCGUGCAGCAGUCGAGAGGGCCAAGCAGAGAGACCGUGCAACAGUCGAGAGGGCCAAGCAGAGAAAAUGA